Molecule: messenger RNA, 2812 nt
Organism: Stegastes partitus (bicolor damselfish)
Lineage: Eukaryota; Metazoa; Chordata; Actinopteri; Pomacentridae
Gene: tbx15
Product: T-box transcription factor 15
Exons: 8
Coding region: 176-2008 (610 amino acids)
Biological process (GO): regulation of transcription by RNA polymerase II; cell fate specification; positive regulation of DNA-templated transcription
Cellular component (GO): nucleus; chromatin
Molecular function (GO): RNA polymerase II cis-regulatory region sequence-specific DNA binding; DNA-binding transcription factor activity, RNA polymerase II-specific
Source: RefSeq, a predicted model, not a curated record
GCCGCGUUUCUAGUCACAGUUGGAUUACUUUGGACACUUGGUGAGUCUCCGCUGUAAACACUGAGUCGUUUUUUCCCUUUUUUUUCUUCUUCUUUUUUCUGGUUUCGCUGGGCUGCGGUGGACGGACGGAGUGGGUUUUUCGCCGCGUCCCCCCUGCGGGUGGAUUCUGAGAGAAAUGAGUGAGAGGAGGCGAUCUGCCGCAGCUCUGAGCUCGAGAGCCCACGCUUUUUCCGUGGAAGCCCUGAUCGGCUCCAACAAGAAGAGGAAGCUGCGGGACUGGGAGGAGAAGGAGCUGGAGUUGUCCAUGGAGAGCCUCGCCACGGACGGAGAGGACCCGGCGCACUGUCUGGAUAUGGACCCGGACUCAGAGGCGAGUCCCGGCUCGGACGGAGAGGGUCUCGCCGAGAGGACGUCGUGUUCUUUCGGCUCACCUGCCGACCUGGCCCCCGGCCCCUGUGACCCGUCUCCGCCGGCCUCCAUGGAGGAGAUCCAGGUGGAGCUGCAGUGCGCGGACCUGUGGAAGCGCUUCCACGACAUCGGCACUGAGAUGAUCAUCACCAAGGCGGGCAGGAGGAUGUUUCCUGCCAUGCGAGUAAAGAUCGCAGGUCUGGACCCUCACCAGCAGUAUUACAUCGCCAUGGACAUCGUCCCCGUGGACAACAAGAGAUACAGGUACGUCUAUCACAGCUCCAAGUGGAUGGUGGCUGGAAACGCCGACUCCCCGGUGCCCCCGCGGGUCUACAUCCACCCCGACUCGCUGGCCUCAGGAGACACCUGGAUGAGGCAGGUGGUCAGCUUCGACAAGCUCAAGCUCACCAACAACGAGCUGGACGACCAGGGACACAUCAUCCUGCACUCGAUGCACAAGUACCAGCCCCGGGUCCACGUCAUCCGGAAGGACUUCAGCAGCGAGCUGUCUCCGAACAAGCCGGUGCCGAGCGGCGAGGGGGUCAAGACCUUCAGCUUCCCCGAGACCGUCUUCACCACCGUCACCGCCUACCAGAACCAGCAGAUCACCAGACUAAAGAUCGACCGCAACCCCUUCGCCAAAGGAUUCCGGGAUUCAGGCAGAAACAGGACCGGCCUGGAGGCCAUCAUGGAGACCUACGCGUUCUGGAGACCUCCGGUCAGAACCCUCACGUUCGAGGACUUCACCAACAUGCAGAAGCAGCAGGGCGGCAGCACCGGCACCUCCCCCACCACCUCCAGCACAGGAACUCCUUCUCCUUCGGGCGCCGCCCACCUCCUGUCGCCCUCCUGCUCCCCUCCGACCUUCCACCUGGCCCCCAACACCUUCAACGUGGGCUGCAGAGAGAGUCAGCUCUGCAACCUGGGCCUGUCCGAGUACCCGGCCUGCGCCCGCAGCAACAUGGCGGCCCUGCAGGGCUACGGCGGGCUGGCCGACGGCUCCUACGGCCGCCUGCAGGCGGCGGGGGGCGGCGUGGCGUCCGCCCAGCCGUCCGAGUCCUUCCUGCCGCAGAGGACUUCCUCCCUGAUCGCCGCCGGCAUGCAGGGCGGCAGUCACGCCUCGCUGAGCGGUGGUGGAAGCGGCGGCAGCACCGGGGGCAAGAUGGAGGCGUACGGAGGCCAGCUGGGCUCCUUCCCGGCCUCCCAGCUGCAGUACGUGAUGCAGGCCGGCGGCGGCUCCGGCUCCGCCUCGUCCUCCUCGUCCGGAUCCUCCCCGUCCUCCGCCCACAUGUUCAGCGGGAGCCACCACCACGUGCAGCAGGGCUCCUACAACGCCUUCUCCCUGCACAACCCCUACAACCUGUACGGAUACAACUUCCCCACCUCCCCCCGCCUGGCCGCCAGCCCCGAGAAGCCCCAGGGCGGCCUGCUCUGCUCCUCCGCCCCCGCCGGGGCCUUCGCCGAGCGCCAGUACCUGUCCAACGGCAGCAUGGACACGAUGCACAUGAUCGGCAACGCCAGCGGCGGCCAGCAGGGCGGCGGCUCCUGCGACGGACGUCAGUACGGCUCCUCCUCUCAGAUGUCCAUGCACAUGGUGUAGGAGGCUGGAGGCGGCGUGCUGACGGAGGAUCAUCUCAAGUUCUUCUCUUUACAGACACUCCACCACUCACAGCAUUAUAGAGGGAGUCCAAACUACUAUUUAUCUUUGUAUCAAUAAAGCCAACGAGUCGGGACAGCAGCCGGCGGUUCAGGACGAUUUGUGAAUAUGUUACGGUGCAAUAGCAGCAAAACAAGCCUCGCUGAAGGGACUCAAAGGACCUCCUGCCAUCCAGAGAGUCUUCACUGUGAUCCAGAAGUCGUUUUUGUUCAACUUCACGCAGCACUCGAGCCACGUAGACACGCCGACGGCUUCGUGGUUCAAGACGGAAACAAGAAGGACUCGCUGCUCCGCGGACGGACGGCCGCUUCUCUGGACGCAGUGUUCUGGGUUUUUAACCGAGGAUCCGACCUCAUGACUUCCUUCUCCCAUAGACUGGAAUGGCUUCACUAUGUCUGAGUGGAUUCAUGUUUUAAGCAUAUACAUACAUAUACAUAUAUGUGUUGAUUUAUGCAUAUAUAUGUAUAUGUAUAAAUAUAAAGGAUGGCGAAUGCAAUCAAUAACGUAAGCUUAAGAAGUUGUUGUGUGAAACGUUGUAGUAGCGACCCAGAGUCCGGUAUGAUGUGGUGUGUAUUUAAGUGCUGAGCAGUAUAGCAGCUUUACAGGCCGAUGUGUUAGAAAACCAACGUGUGACUAAAAAGGGAAAUAGCAAAGUAAAUCUUUUUUUUCUUUUUUUGAGGCAUUUUGAAAAAAUGUAAAUACAGGUGCCAAGCACAUAAAAACUCAAUAAAGGUUUUAAUUCAUGUA